AUGGCUUUUCUGAUGCCAUCUCCAUCAUCCUCAACUUCGUCCACCUCCCUGAACCCAUCUUUAAGCCCACCCAAUCUGUCACAAUGCGCGAUUUGCGGUGACAAAGCGACCGGUCGACAUUAUGGCUGUGUUAACAGUUGUGAUGGCUGUAAAGGUAGGUUUUUGGACCAGAAAUGUAAUAAAGAGUAAUAAAAAAAUGUAAAAGCUUGUGAUUUCAGGCUUUUUCCGUCGCAGCAUUCGAAAAGAGCACAUCUACAAGUGCCGGUUCCAAGGCGAGUGUAAUGUCGAUAAAAGUAGGUUUUUUUACUAAGAAUCAAAGUUUUUAGAUGCCUAUAUUAACAUAUUUAUAAAGGACGUAAAUCUUUUUAUCGUAUUUUACCAUUUAACUCAGGUUUUUUCAAGAGAAACAUAAUUUUUCAUCCAACUUUUAAAUUGAGACCUACUACAAUAUAAUUUGAUCUUUACCUUGAAGUUUAAAGCUUUUGAUAUCUUGAAUAUUAGUUUAAAUGCAAUAUAAAGUAUUGUCAGCGUCUAGAGUAAAUAAUUUUUAAUACCUAAACAUUAUUUAACUUGUGGUCGACUUUUUUUCAACCACUAUUAGGUGAUGUAUAGCGUAACAUAACUUAAUGUCACUGCUGCUGUUCUUUUUACUUUGGAUUGUUCUUAGUUAAAAUACGUUAUUUCGAAUUAAUUCAAACUAGUUUUGGCCUCAUAGAUGCAGAAAUAUUAGCAUAAACAGCUAUUUUCCUAAAUCAUGUCACUUCAUGUCUACUAUAAUAUAAAAACUCAAUUUUCACCACUAAAUUUCAGCCCACCGUAACGCCUGUCGUGCCUGCCGCUUACGCAAAUGCUUCAAAGCUGGAAUGCGGGUAGAAGCGAUUCAGAACGAACGUGAUUCCAUCGGGAAACGACGCAAAUUGGACCCGGAACUGAACGAAGGCGCCAAUUUCCUGGCCGAACUGACAAACGCCGAGAGUCUGUGCCUGCAGCUGCGUGAAUCGGUGAUAAAGAGCACGGAUCAGAUCAGUUAUGACAAGGGAAAGAUCAAGUACGAAGGGUUGCCGAAGGUGGCCACACUGAAUGAUGUGGGCUCGAGUAUUCAUCAACAGUUGCUAUUGACAGUCGAGUGGGCCAAGAGUUUGCGGCCGUUCCGCGAGCUGGAGUUGGACGAUCAGGUAUGUGUUUGGGCUUUAAAUGACCGUAAGGUCAUGGGGAGUACAGUGAUAUUAAUUUUGCGACAGGUUGUUUAUUACAGUUUUGAGAUAUAGGGCAAUAUUUGAAAAAAUCUUGGUAUCAACCUACUAUAAUAUUGUUUUAAAGCCUUAUAAGUUGAUGUUUAGCCUAGUUUUAAUUAUGAAAAUUAUGAAAAAUGUUGUCAAAAUAUUGUUGAAAGAUAUUCGAAGCCAUUUUACGCGACCGAAGACUGUAAUUGUUUGUUUUUUACUGGUAUAUAGUCGUAUCUUGUGAGCUUCUUUAAAGGGCAAGCGAAUAUGACAGGUUUGAUUGAUCUAUCACGUGGGUGUUAAGACUUUUUUGGAAACAAAAAUCAUACUUUAUUUAUAAAAAUGGGUUUACAAUAAAAGAAAUUGUCUUAGAUUUACUGUAGAGUUGAUUUUCGUUGUGGGACCUAAGUUAUAUUGGUUUAGUGACACUUUAAGUGUUUUAAUGGCUAGUACUAUAUAAAUUCGUACUACUGGGAUAAAGAGAAAGGUUUUCUUUAUAUUAUUCUCAAAAAAAAUUUUUAGGCAUCAAUUCUAAAGGCCAAUGCGACAUCAUUAAUAGUCCUCGCCGUAGCCAUCAGGUCGAUGGGCCUAGAUGGUGGAAUAUGUUUGGCCAAUGACACAUUCCUGCCAAUUGAAAAUGCAGCAUUGGUUGGUGAUAUAAACGCGGUGGUGGUGCGGAUUGUAAGAGAAUUGGUUCGACCAGCACGGGAUAUUAACGUAGAGCUGUCUGAGUAUAUUGCUCUGAAGGCUGUAUUGUUCUUUAAUCCUUACAAUGCUGGUAGGUUUUUGGAUUUUUGUAAAGGUUUUGGUCGUUUUUAUAUUAGGGGGUGUUUUUGAAGUUUGAUUUUGGCCCAUUUUUCGAAAAAUUAAGGGGGAAGGUCGGGGGCAGCUUGCGCAGAGUGUUUUGCAGGCUGCACGGCUAAUUGUUGCACAAACUGCCAUUAUUAAUGUCAUGAAUGGGUGAAAAUUUAUUUUUAGGUAACAAAUUUAAUUCAAUUUGAUUUUUUUAUUUAAAAAUUUUAAAUUUUGUGGAUAUUUCUAAGAAAAACUCCAAAUUAAGCUACUAUAAUAUUAGGUUGUUAAAAUAAUUUUGAGCCACUCUUAAAGCAAAUUUUCAGAGUUAAGGGGCGCAGAAUUAUUUGAACUGCACAGUAUAUGCUUUUUUAACGCUAUAUUAUUUGCUUUUUACUGUGCCUUGAGGCUAUAGUAUACUUUUACUUUCCCGUAUGAACUCGUACCUACUACAAUAUAAUUUUAGUGUCGAUUUCGCCGGAAUGUGUGAAAAAGCUGCAAGAAUCGCGACAAAUGGCCCUAAAAGCCCUAAAGCAAUCGGUUCAUGAUGGCCCGGAAGCGGAAUGUCGAAUGGGUCAACUGUUACUGUUGUUGCCGGCUGUUCAGGCUGUAGCUCAGCAACUGGCUGAAGAUGUUCAGCUUUGUCGAUUGUUUCAACUGACAUCGGUGGAUUCGUUGAUGGAGGCGUUGAUUCUACAAGAAUAUAAAGAGGAUUCGAUGGACAAGAAGAUUCUGGUCGAGAGGUUGAGCAUGAACCCUUGA
Messenger RNA from Bursaphelenchus okinawaensis, 2777 nucleotides. The record is from the annotation of a GenBank genome assembly. NCBI's taxonomy places the organism in Eukaryota, Metazoa, Nematoda, Chromadorea, Rhabditida, Aphelenchoididae.